This is a messenger RNA of Zea mays, 1265 nucleotides long. RefSeq lists its product as uncharacterized. Lineage: Eukaryota; Viridiplantae; Streptophyta; Magnoliopsida; Poales; Poaceae. The transcript has a single exon. Bases 51 to 968 code for a protein of 305 amino acids. The record is from RefSeq and is marked predicted. Gene Ontology annotation, biological process: negative regulation of catalytic activity. Gene Ontology annotation, molecular function: enzyme inhibitor activity.
CCUUUACCACCGAGAGAGGAACGCGAACAACCAACGAUCGCCUCAUCGCCAUGGCACGCUCUGUCCCCAUCGCGCCUCUGCUCCUGCUCCCCCUCCUCCUCCUCCUCGUCUCCACUGCGUCCGCUGCACGGACCGUGGGCGACACCGUGCAGGACGCGUGCAGCAAGACACAAUUCCCCAAGAUCUGCGUGGACAGCCUCACCGCAAAGCCAGAGAGCCAGAAGGCGACCCCGCGCCGGCUGGCGGAGCUGUUCGUGAACAUCGCGGCCGAGAAGGGAUCCGGGAUGGCCACGUUCGUGCACGGGAAGUACAACAACGCCAAGGACAGCACCGUGUUCAAGUGCUACGACAGCUGCUCGGACGACGUCGAGGAGGCCGUCGCCCACCUCAACGGCCUCGUCCGGGAGCCCACCGACGCCAAGUUCCUGGAGCUCAAGUCGUGGCUCUCCUCCACGCUCGGCGGCACCUCCACCUGCGAGGACGCCUGCAAGGACCUGCCCAAGAACGGCGACAAGGACGACGUCGUCAACUUCAGCCUCGACUUCGAGAAGCUGCAGCGCGUCACGCUGGACCUCAUCACCGAGGCAUCCGGAUCCAUGUCCGCAGGCAUCGCCCUGCCACCCUCCAACGCCGGAGCGCCCUCCUACGGGGCGGCGGCGCCGUUCGGAGGUGCCGCGGACGCACCCGCCGGCACCUCCGAGGGCCCUGCCAGCGCCAGCGGGCCAUCAGCUGGUGACGCGCCGGCGUAUGGCGCCAGCGCCAGCGGCCCGACUGCUGAUGCUCCGGCGGCGGCGGCGGCGGCGGCGUCGUCCGGGCCCUCUAGCGCACCCGCGCCAUCGUCGUCUGAGUCCUCCGGCGCACCAGGGCCGUCGUCGUCUGAUGGGUCCUCCGGCGCCCCGGCGCCAUCGUCGUCUGAUGGGUCCUCCAGCGCCCCGGCGCCAUCGUCCGGCGACGACGGAUCAGCUUGAGCGUGAGCGAUGACGCGGAGUUUGGGUCAUUUCGUGCCUACUCAGAGACGACGAUCUCUUCUUCCAAUUACAAAUUGGCCGUCCGUUUACUCCUCACAAUGUGUAAUGAUAAUAACGGAUGCUACUACGUACCGUACGGAUAAUGGGUACGUAGCUACAUGAAGCUGUCUACGGAUAAUGCCGUCCGUUUACUCCUCUCACAUGUUUAAAAUUUUAGUUUCGUUUCUUUCGAUUUCGAACGCUGUUGCAUAUUCCCAGACCCAAUAAUAAAGAACCCGACAGACAAUGCAACAACCU